AGAACCGCACACGGUCUCCGCCUGGCUUCAAGCCUUCAAGUUUCAACUCGCCUGUUCUGCGGUUGAAGUAGAUAGCUCGACGCAACUCACCCUGUACGACGUUUCUGUCUCUCAGAUUAUAGGAACCGUAAGGAAACCAGGCUGUCCAAUCAACUUAGCUGCUACGUUAGAUCUCUCUCUAUCGGAUAAUUUUGUCCGCAAUUUCUGAGCACCAAAAAAAGAUGAGAUCAUCAGGCUGGGGCUCCUUGAGGCAAUUUUGGGUGUUUAUGUUGAUUGGAAUACUAUACAACUUGAAAGGGUCAGAAGGGAUUAGAUUUGUGAUAGAGAAAGAGGAAUGCUUCUCCCACGAUGUUAAAUACGAGGGUGAUACUGUCCAUGUUUCUUUCGUUGUCAUUAAGGCUGACUCUCCCUGGCAUUAUUCAAAUGAAGGUGUCGAUCUCGUGGUGAAGGGACCUUCAGGUGAGCAAGUUCAAGAUUUCCGUGAUAAGACCAGUGAAAAGUUUGAGUUUGUGGCGCACAAGUCAGGGGUUCAUAAAUUCUGCUUCAAUAACAAGUCCCCUUAUCAUGAGACGAUUGACUUUGAUGUACACGUUGGUCACUUCUCUUAUUUUGAGCAACAUGCAAAAGAUGAGCAUUUCAAUCCUUUGCUGGAACAGAUAGCUAAGUUGGAGGAAGCUCUUUACAAUAUCCAGUUUGAACAGCAUUGGUUGGAGGCUCAGACUGACCGCCAAGCUAUAGUGAACGAAGCCAUGAGCCGAAGAGCAGUGCACAAGGCAAUCUUUGAAUCCGCCGCGCUGGUCGGAGCUAGCGCGCUUCAAGUGUACCUUCUGCAGCGGUUGUUUGAACGGAGGAUGGGAACAUCAAGAGUUUAAAGCCGCUAAAGUGCUUUGGGACCUUGUAAUAUUACAGAAUGAGAACAUAAUAGUACCUUUUUUAAAAAAAUUUAUUUCUUGACUUUUGGAUGAGCUGGAUUAUUAAUUUACUUGUAAUUUUACUCAACACUGUAGUAACAUUUGUAAUUUUAUUCAAAAGUUACAAAUCUUGCUAUGCUGUCCC
This is a messenger RNA of Neltuma alba, 1056 nucleotides long. Its product is annotated as transmembrane emp24 domain-containing protein p24beta2. NCBI's taxonomy places the organism in Eukaryota, Viridiplantae, Streptophyta, Magnoliopsida, Fabales, Fabaceae. The transcript has 5 exons. The record is from RefSeq and is a predicted model, not a curated record. Bases 222 to 872 code for a protein of 216 amino acids.